AUGCACCACAUUCAGCAGAAAAUUGACACUAAUACCUGUGUGAUUGUUUCCCAACUAGUUAGUCAUUUUGUUAAAGUAAACUGCAUAAAUCCCACUUUUAUUAUCAACCAUGCUGAGAUCAUGAGCCCACUGGCUAAAUCACACAGAUCAGAACCUGGUUUGAGUGAGCCUUUCAACUUAUUUGUUAACAGAAGAGAGCUAUGUGAUGCCUAUACUGAACUAAAUGAUCAUGCAGCACAGAGAGAACACUUUGCUGAACAAUUAAAGGACCGACAAUUAGGAGACGACGAGGCAAUGGUUUUGGAUGAAUCCUUCAUUACUGCAUUGGAGUAUGGAUUGCCCCCUACUGGUGGGCUAGGCACGGGGAUUGAUAGACUUACAAUGUGGCUUACAGAUUCACAAAAUGUCAAGGAAGUUAUCCUCUUUCCAGCCAUGAGAGCAUAA
Molecule: messenger RNA, 444 nt
Organism: Solanum tuberosum (potato)
Lineage: Eukaryota; Viridiplantae; Streptophyta; Magnoliopsida; Solanales; Solanaceae
Product: lysine--tRNA ligase-like
Exons: 4
Coding region: 1-444 (147 amino acids)
Biological process (GO): lysyl-tRNA aminoacylation
Cellular component (GO): cytosol
Molecular function (GO): tRNA binding; lysine-tRNA ligase activity; ATP binding
Source: RefSeq, a predicted model, not a curated record